This is a messenger RNA of Salvelinus sp. IW2-2015, 2045 nucleotides long. RefSeq names its product WAP four-disulfide core domain protein 1. Gene Ontology annotation, molecular function: peptidase inhibitor activity. The record is from RefSeq and is a predicted model, not a curated record. Gene Ontology annotation, cellular component: extracellular region. Lineage: Eukaryota; Metazoa; Chordata; Actinopteri; Salmoniformes; Salmonidae. Gene Ontology annotation, biological process: regulation of cell growth.
CUUCCCUCUCUCUCAGUGAAAGGCAGACAUGUGCUUGCCGUGCCAGCAGACCGAUUUAACCCUCUCCUCAGAAUAACUAAUGCACAGACAGCUGGCUUUCCCUCCUUGACUCCCCUAACUAUCUCCCUCUUUCUUUUCCCUCCACAGUGGCUCUAUUCAUUCUUUCUCCUCCUUUCCUCUCUUCUUAUUUCCCCUGCAGUUUCCCCUGCUCAGACGGAUAAAAAUAUUUGUCCUAUAGCAGAGCUUGUGUAAUCGCUGGCUUCACAAGCACGGGAGCCACUGCCUCAACACCAGCCCAAUAAGGAAUACCAAGCACUGGACUGAACACCACAGUGUUGAAGAAAAGGAGAGAACAUUUUCUAAACUCCAAGGAAGAAGGAUACAAUACAGAAUACAAGGAGUGGCAGAAGAAGAGACGAAACAGUGUGAGGAGUACAGGAAGAGUUCAGCGUUAGACCAUGCCUGGCUGUCACAUCCGGAUGCCCCUGAUGUUGGUGCUCUGCAUGCUGGUGCUGUCCUGUGGGUCAGGAGGUGCCCGGCGGAUCAGAAAGAGAGGGCUUAACCAAAAGGACUAUGAGUAUCCAAACCAGCAGUCCCAAUCCACGCAGCACCAGAAGAAUGACCGCUGCCCACCCCCACCUCAGAUGCUGCCGGAGCAGGCCUGCGAGGUGCCCGGCUGCCGCUCUGACUCAGAGUGUGAGCGCCACAAGCGCUGCUGCUAUAACGGCUGCAUCUACGCCUGUCUGGAGUCAGUGCAGCCCCCACCAGUGCUGGACUGGCUGGUUCAACCCAAGCCUCGGUGGCUGGGAGGGAAUGGCUGGCUUCUAGAUGGUCCAGAUGAGGUACUGCAGGCGGAGGCCUGCAGCACCACAGAGGAUGGUGACGAGCCCCUGCACUGUCCCACAGGCUAUGAGUGCCACAUCAUCAACCAAGGAAACCCCGCCGCUGGCAUCCCCAAUCGGGGACAGUGCAUCAAGUCUCGUGGCAACUCUGAUGGACGUCCCAUGAGGCAAAAGUCCUACAAGGACUAUAAGGAUUACUUGGGAAUUGGAAGCAGCUCAAAUAAUGCAGUGGCCAAUGAGAAACACCACCACAAACACAUGGGAUGAGAUCUUCAGAUACCUCAACACAGAACCUCAGCUAUCAGAGCCCACAUAUCAUACCUCUCUUGACAACGGAACACAGAACAACCAGACAACCUCACGGUGCUUUACACUUCCCAUGUCUGGCCUGGGGAAAGGAGGAAACCAAGCCUUCAGUUCCUACCUCUUCUCAAACUGGCAUACUCCUUUGGUUGUAAUAAUGGUACAGGCAGGGUUUUAAACAAUACUUUGACAGAUUUACACACACAGAAACAUGCUUUGGUUUAGUCAUGGGUAAGACGUAAUGGUGUUAUGGUUGAAAAGGAGAAAUGAACAAGACACAAAGCCCCUUUCUUGAUCAGUCUCAAACCGCAAAACAAAAAAGAGGCUUUWUUCUAUACACAAUAUCAAAGUAGAUGCACUGAAACCCCCUACAACCAGACAAACACUUAUCUCAUAGAAAUAAGUGAAAAUAAGGACUGUGUGCUGCUGUUGGCCCUCUCACCCUUCAGGCCAGCAGGAUGAAGAUCCCAUAAACACACCCAGAACCAACAACACACUCUGCUUACAUGUCAAUCAUGGUGGGAGAGCAAGCUGGGCCUUAUACCAGUAUGACCCCAUCAUCCACACACAGCAGCUGUUCAAAGUGUUUGUAUCGACUGUACAUAUUCCAUUCACUAUAUUCACUCAGUCAGUCCAAAAAUGAACAUUAGUAUGACAGAAAGUGUGAGUGGUUAGGAAUAUCCAUAUCUGGAUYUUAGUACAUCAAAUGGUGCUCAGUUCUAAGGCUGUCUCUUCUAAAAGAACAAUAAGCUGGUCUACACGACUGAAUUCCACAACUAAUAAGCUAGAGGUAUGAACAACAUGUAACCAUUUUCUAUGAGGGAGACAGUAAUAUCCAAAUGUCAAACUGGUGCUGUAAUGUUGCUUUGUGUAUUACAAAUAAACUGUAUGUUUGAGGAA